CUGAACCGCCCCAAAGCCCUGAACGCCCUCUGCGAUGGCCUGAUGAACGAGAUGAGCCGGGCGCUGGACGCCUUCGAGAAGGACCCGCACGUGGGGGCCAUCGUCAUCACGGGCAGCGAGAAAGCCUUCGCGGCUGGAGCAGAUAUCAAGGAGAUGCAGAACCGAACCUUCCAGGAAUGCUACGGGAGCAAUUUCCUUGCAGAGUGGAACAAAGUCUCCAUGGUCAAGAAGCCGGUCAUAGCCGCGGUGAAUGGCUACGCCCUGGGCGGUGGCUGUGAGCUGGCCAUGAUGUGCGAUAUCAUCUAUGCUGGCGAGAAGGCGCAGUUUGGACAACCCGAAAUCCUGCUGGGCACCAUCCCAGGAGCGGGCGGGACUCAGAGGCUCGCGAGAGCCGUGGGCAAGUCCCUGGCCAUGGAGAUGGUCCUCACCGGAGACAGGAUCUCCGCUCAGGAAGCCAAAGCAGCAGCCUUCGAGAUGACGCUGAGCGAGGGGACUAAAAUGGAGAAGAGGCUUUUCCACGCCACCUUCGCUACGGAGCCUGCUGGUUAGGAUGACCGGAAGGAAGGGAUGGCAGCCUUCGUGGAGAAGAGAAAGGCCAACUUCACAGACCACUGAGCGCCCGCCUGCCUGGUCCUCUCGGAGCCGCUGAGCCGGAGCCUGUGCCUUGAUCCCCGUGCGGCGUGGGACUGACUAACCCUCUCGGGCAGGCUGUGCCCGGUGCCACAUGCUGCAGCGCGGCCCGGGAGGAAAGGCCCUUGGCCUCACAAACGCUGCAUUGCCCGGGGAGGGGGAAGGAGCUGUCCUAGCUAGCCUCCCGUU
This is a messenger RNA of Pelodiscus sinensis (Chinese soft-shelled turtle), 819 nucleotides long. Lineage: Eukaryota; Metazoa; Chordata; Testudines; Trionychidae. The record is from RefSeq and is a predicted model, not a curated record.